CACUAACAGCGUUCAGAGGAGAAACAUUCACGUCACAUUCAACAUGUGGUUUUAACGCAUCAAUGUGACGUAGAUGUGUCAUAUGAAGCUCGUAUAGGUUUAUUGUAGCCGCAUUGAACAGGGCGCGAGAGGAGAGGGCGUCCGCCAGAUGCGCCGUUCCCGCGCCUUGGUCUCGCGCGCUGUCGCGGCUCGUGGUCGCGCGCGUCUCUGAACUUCUGUAACUCUGCGCGGAUCGCGCGCGCGCGCAGCCGUUGACUCAACUGGACGAUUUGGAAAGUGACGUUGCAGAGAAGGGCCCACUGCUCUGGUAUUCACAUGAUAAAGACUUCAGAAUACGGAGGAACGGGAACCAACGUAAGCGUCAAACGUCACGCUGCUCGUUCGGCUCACGCGCGCUGAACUCAAAGCUUUCUAGAGUAAAGGUGGAAGAAACACCGUAAGGUAGCAGUAUUAUCAGAUAUAAUAUAAUCUAAUUGGUUUCUGUCAAAGUUGUCGUAUCUCUUUAAUCUUCUCCCUUAUUCUUCCUCCAGUGUGACCCUCUAAAUUGUUCACAACUUAAAAGAAUUGACUUCAAUAAUGUCUGCUGUUGUGCCUAAAAAGCCACGCUUGUAAAUUUAACUCCGUCAUCUGCUCUGUUUGUCACCAUGACUCUACACAUAGACCACAGCACCAUGAAAGCUGUCAUAGAUUACACAUAUUUUUCAGACCUCAUCACCAAGCUACAAGGGCGGCGGACAGGAAGUAUAGAUAUAUUGAACAACUGCUGCAGAGUUUGAGUAAUGGGAAGGAAACACGUAAGCUGUUCUGAAGAAGAAGAAUAAUACUCGAAACUUCUCUUUUUUCACAAGCUAGAAGGCUUCCUGGUUAUAGUUGUUCAGUAGGUCGAGAUGAGGAUGGGACACGCUUGGCUUUACGUGCUAUUCUUGUUCAGUUCAGUCAUCAGAGGAUUCGCCCAAGUUUCCAAUCGAGCCAAUGUGACCCUGACGCCAAACUGGCCUCUGAUAUACAAAGGUGAGGGAGUUACUCUCCAGUGUCAGAUCCCAGGAGGAGAAGGAACAAAGUGGACGUAUGAAUGGAGAAGAACCAGGUUAAAUGAAACUCAAACAUCCCAGGACCGUAGGUUGACCAUAGGUUCAGCUAAUGAGUCUGAUAGUGGAGGAUACAGCUGCAGAGGAACAAGUGGAGAUGGCUCAACAGACUGGAGCGAUGUUGUUGUAUUAACUGUGUAUCAACUCUCUGUGUCUCCAUCAUGGCUGAGUCCUGGAGCCUCAGUGACUCUGAUCUGUGAGGUUGAACAUCCACCUGCAGGAAUCAGGUUCUUCUGGUAUAAAGCUGUUUAUGAUCCAUCAAGCAGAUCCUACAGCUAUGAGCUGCUGCCUGGCAGCUCUGAUGGGACUGAUGAGAAUUUCUACAUUGUUCAUGGACUCACUAACACAGCAGGUUAUGUGUGUGAAGCAGGAAAUGGAAAACCAAAAUACAGAGAUCCAAGUUUUGUCUGGUCAGCAGAUCCUCGUCCAGCAGCUUCUCUCUCAGUGAAUCCUGACAGAGUUCAACACUUCAUCUCUGACUUUGUGUCUCUGAGCUGUGAGGGAAACUCUGCUGACUGGAGAGUGAUGAGGUUUACAGAAAGAGGCCACCUGUCAGACUGCUCCAUCUGGGGGAAAAUGACUGGAUCUAUAUGUACCAUCAAGAUAUACUUUUCUGUUAGUGGAGUGUUCUGGUGUGAGUUUGGAUCAGGAGAGUUCAGCAAUGCAGUGAACAUCACUGUACAUGACAGUUUUUUUUUUAAUACAAUCCUGGUGAGCCCUGUUCAUCCGGUGACUGAGGGAGAUCCUGUUACUCUGAGCUGCAAACACAAAACACAACAAUUUCUCUCCAAAGUGUUUUUCUAUCACAAUGAUAAACUCCUCCAGAAUGACAGCAGAGAGGAGCUGAAGAUCUCUGCAGUGUCAAAGUCAGAUGAAGGUUUCUACAAAUGUCAACAUUCAGGAAAAGAGUCACCAAGGAGCUGGAUGUCUGUUAGAGCAACUGUAUCCAGUCCUGUCAUGUUGAUCGUUGGACCAGUUGUUGGAAUCGUUCUCAUUAUUCUCAUUAUUCUCAUUAUUCUCCUGAUCUUGUUGUGGCGCUGCAGACGGUCCAAAGGUUUAUGGUGUAUCAGAUCGAAGCAGUCAGAGGGCAGAGGUCAAACCUCACACACCGACCAUGGAGUCAACAACACUGGCGGUCAUGAGAACAGCUCUCCUCCUCAUGAUAACACCAACCUCUACGCGCCAGUCAAGUCCUCUGAAACGACAGGAAAUGCUGCAGAUGAAGCCAGAGAUGUCACGUACUCUCACAUUGAACUGAAAGACAUUGACAGGACGAGAAGGCCUCGUGAAGCAGAGGAGAGCACCGUUUACUCUGAAGUGAAGUUGCAGGAGUAGGAUGAGAAUAAACCGAAAGACCAGAGGAGUCCUGCAGCAGCAGAGUCAGUAGUUUAUUCAGAAAUCAGCUCAGGAUAACAACACUGCCACGUAAGAUGCAUGAUGUGACGGCUCUUCUAAAAGUUAUUAUGAGUUAAAACUCAUCACAUCCUUCAAAAUCCCACUUUUUCCACAUGUUAAUGUGGAAAUUUUAUGAAAUAGCUUUCAUAAAAGCUAUUUUAUGAAAUUAUUGUAAGAGCUGAAAUGCAUUUUCUUAAAUUCUUUGAUUUUGAUUAACAUUUGCUGGUGUAAAAUUUGAAGCUGAUAGUUUUUCUUUAAUGAUUUGAAGGUUUGGAUGUAAAUGCAUCCUGUUGCAAAAUGCAGCAAAGAAAGAAAAUGUGAAACGUACAUUUUUUGUAGAGUUUUUGUUUUACAAUGUUUUUAAAUGUAUUAGUUGUUACUAUAAGCUCCCUGUUUCUUUUUCAAAUUUUGAUAGAAUUGGUGUUUUCACAUUGUCAUAGUUUGUCUUUUUAUGCUGCCGUGGUCUGAGCCGGGUUUUCAUUUGCUACCUCAUCACAUUGGUAGCGUAGCAGUUUAUAUACAAACAUACAACAGUUAUCCAACUGCAUAGUCAGCUUUGCGUUUAAAAUGUGGUUUUAAAAUGUGAACUUUAUAGUUUUUCUGAGCCAUGUGUCUUAAAUCAAACGUGUCGUGAAGUAAGAUCUGUCAAAAUCCGUAUAAUUAAGUUUGAACACCUGAAGUGAUAUAGUUGGAUUUUUCUGAAUGGUUUUAUGUUGUCAGUCAUCUGAUUGUGGGUUUAAUCUCACCAGACUUUAUUUAUAACUUUAUUUUAUAAUAAAGUGCAAUAGAUUUUAUUUAAUAACACUUCACAGCUGUUUUACUUCUAGGAAACCAACUAAUUUAAAUUAGUUCCUCCCAAUCUGCAAAAACAAAACAAGAAAAAAAGAGCAGCCAGUAGUUCAUUAUCGACUGCUAAAUGCAUGUGAUUGGUUGCUAAAAUACAUACAUUAAAUAUUUGUUUGGCAUGUAUUUGACACAAAAAACAAUCUACAAAAAUAAACAUUUUUUUCAAGAAUGGUCAAUUUAAUUUUGUGUCAUUAUUCCAGAAUCAAGUCAACUUCUGGAAAUAAUUCAAAUACUGAAACACUGAGCAGAGGCAAUGAGUAAAAUCAUGAGCGAUCAUCAGGCAGUACAUUCAGAUAGGAAGUUAAAGUACUUAAGUCAAUCAAAUGGUCUAAUACUUAACUGAUUUUUUAUGAAACUACACAACACUGAAUCAGUUCAAUUAACUUUAUUUAGACAGUGCUUAUUCACAACAAAAGUCAUCUCAGGGCACUGUACAAAAAAACAAAGCAAACAAGUGCAAUUCAAAUCCUGCUGGAUCUGUUGGUCAUUUUCACUCUAACACAGUGAUGUGAUAACCUAUUACGUUUGAACAUUGAAGUAAGCAAGAUGUGAAUGACGUUUAUAAAACGUUGAACACCAAAAGUUAAUAAAUAAAACUGUAUGAUGAAGGUAAAAUUGUCAAUAAUCUGAAUGAAAAACUCGAUGGUUUUGGUUGUUAAAUGAAGUUAUUUACCUUUUUCUUCAAAUAAAAAAAUUGGUCAGGUUGUAGAUUUUAAAGCUUGACUGAGAUGAGUGGUAAUUUGUUGUGAAACAAAACAAAAGAAAAAAAA
Molecule: messenger RNA, 4099 nt
Organism: Xiphophorus couchianus (Monterrey platyfish)
Lineage: Eukaryota; Metazoa; Chordata; Actinopteri; Cyprinodontiformes; Poeciliidae
Exons: 13
Coding region: 888-2423 (511 amino acids)
Biological process (GO): cell surface receptor signaling pathway; immune response
Cellular component (GO): external side of plasma membrane
Molecular function (GO): transmembrane signaling receptor activity
Source: RefSeq, a predicted model, not a curated record